AUGUCGAAGCGCUGUACUUAUAUGUACAUCUGCCAGAUUUUAGCUGAAGAUGAUGAGUUAUUCGAUGCAAAUACCCCAUUCCCAGAUAAUUACAAUAGCGGAAACAUUCAACUAACUUCAACAGUUGAAGAUUAUAUCAAAGCAAUCAAUGCAGCCCAUAAGGAUGAAUUUCAAUUUAGUGAAUCUUUUAUGCUGAGUAAAAGUUUUGAAUACUUGACAACUUCAAGAAUUUGUAUCAUAAUUCCAGAAAGUGGCGAUAUCAACUAUAAUGAACUAAGUAAAGCAUGUCAUGCAGUUGUUAAAGCAAUUUGUUGUUACAAUUCUUUUUCUGAAUCAGAAAAAAAUGUUUUUUAUAACUCUGUUAUUCAAGCGAAGUUAAAUAAACUACAAAAUGAAUAUGCAUUCCGAUCAUUGAAAGAGCUAAACGAUAAUCAAGUCGAAGAAAUGAAAAGAUUAAACGAAGAAAAAGUCAAAGAAAUGAAAAAAUAUACGAUGAGCAAUUCAAAAAUAUGA
This is a messenger RNA of Trichomonas vaginalis G3, 513 nucleotides long. RefSeq lists its product as uncharacterized. Lineage: Eukaryota; Parabasalia; Trichomonadida; Trichomonadidae. The transcript has a single exon. The record is from RefSeq and is a predicted model, not a curated record. The coding region runs from base 1 to 513 and encodes 170 amino acids.